AACUUCGGUUCGGGUGACCUCGGCCCGCCCCAAGCUCACGUCCCGAUCCUGCCUUGAGUGGCCCAGGGCGGGGGACCUGGAAGUUUUAGCCUCGCGGCUCCUGAGGCGGAUUAAGUAGCCCAAGAAACAUUAUAUUCAUGCUUAGGUGGAGAAAAGCAGGGCUAGAAUUGGAACCCAAAGCCCAGAAUGGCAGGAGAGGAUGCAGGGGCUCCACCCGAUCACCUCUGGGUUCACCAAGAGGGUAUCUACCGCGACGAAUACCAGCGCACGUGGGUGGCCGUCGUGGAAGAGGAGACGAGUUUCCUAAGGGCACGAGUCCAGCAAGUUCAGGUUCCCUUAGGUGACGCAGCUAGGCCGAGUCACCUUCUUACCUCCCAGCUACCUCUCAUGUGGCAACUCUACCCUGAGGAGCGCUACAUGGAUAACAACUCUCGCUUGUGGCAGAUCCAGCAUCAUUUAAUGGUCAGGGGAGUACAGGAGCUGUUGCUUAAGCUUUUGCCUGAUGAUUAACCUGGUGCUGGGAUUCUAGGAAGAUAUGCUCCUCUGUUCUGUUCAGUACAUGGCAAUCACUUCAUCCACCACUGCAGUGCACCCACCUGUGGGCCUGGGGGGAGGGAGUGGGUUGAACAACUGCUCAAGAACGCAGAAGCGUAGGAA
This is a messenger RNA of Felis catus (domestic cat), 657 nucleotides long. RefSeq names its product mature T cell proliferation 1 (gene MTCP1). The transcript has 5 exons. Gene Ontology annotation, molecular function: protein serine/threonine kinase activator activity. Lineage: Eukaryota; Metazoa; Chordata; Mammalia; Carnivora; Felidae. Gene Ontology annotation, biological process: positive regulation of peptidyl-serine phosphorylation. The record is from RefSeq and is a predicted model, not a curated record. Bases 187 to 510 code for a protein of 107 amino acids.